AUGGGCAAAGAAGAACUCCAAAACCUUGACCCAACAACACCAUCAAUGGCUUCUUCUUCAGUACCUCUUAAUCCUCUUAGUGUUGGAGGAAUCUUGAGGGAAGCAAUCAAAACACAAGCAAGAGAUAAAAAACUCAUUCUUCAUGUGAUGCUCCUCAUACUUUCUCCCUUAUCUCUCAUUGUCCUUCUUCAUUCCAUCUUUGCUAGGCCUCUUAUAGAGAUGAUUGAAGAUGGUGGUGCUGAUCAUCAAAGGGACUUGAUUACAUCUCUCAUCGUACUCGAAAUCGUCUUCUUUGUUGCCUUCUACAUUGUUACUUUCUUUGGGGUGGUGAUUACUAUUCAUGUCUACAAUCCAACAUACAAUGGAAGAUCUACAAGUAGUAGUAGUCCAAAAGAUUUGAUUACAUGGUUCUAUUUUUCAUGGAGAGGACCUUUCAUCACAUACUUGUAUGUUACUUUCAUCGUCGCCAUUUCUGUCGUUGUCAUCGUAGUUUCGAUCAAACUGGUUAAUGUGAUUAUUGCUUCUUUGGUGGUGGGGAUUCUGGCUUCAAUGGGUUUUGUUUACUUAGCUUCAAUACUGAUGCUCGCGGUCGUGGUAUCGGUCAUUGAAGGUGGUGAUUGUAAGGGAGAAGAGGCGUUAAAAAGGGCUUGGAAGAUGAUGAGAGGAAGAGAGAUUCUUGGGUUUGAAGUAAUGUUGAUUUUGGUGUUGUUAUUUGUUCCAAUCUUUGUUGUGUUCAUUGUUGCAGCAACAGAUGAUGACAUGGGUUUAGUCACUCAGUCUUUUUGUGGGAUUGUUGCAGCAAUUCCUUUCUGCUUAGCAGAGGUGUAUCUUCUUCUGGUGAUGAUUGUGUUUUACUUUGAAUGUAAGAAGAAUCAUGGGCAGAGAUUAGAGUUGGAGGCGGAAGAUGAUCAGAUUUCUUUUUUUGAUCGUUCUUGUCUUGUAAGAUAUCAGGCCGUUCUGUAUUAUUUGAAGGUGAGACCUAAGACCCAGCAGACCACUAACCCACACCUGACCGAGCAUCCAGGACGCAUUAUUGCGAAUGUUUCGACUCAAACCUGGGUGGAUGAUAUCCCAUCAGUUCUCAAACCACUGGACCAAACAAGCGGGGAUGAAAGUAGUGGUCUCUUGAUGUGA
This is a messenger RNA of Tripterygium wilfordii, 1134 nucleotides long. RefSeq lists its product as uncharacterized. The coding region runs from base 1 to 1134 and encodes 377 amino acids. The record is from RefSeq and is a predicted model, not a curated record. NCBI's taxonomy places the organism in Eukaryota, Viridiplantae, Streptophyta, Magnoliopsida, Celastrales, Celastraceae. The transcript is spliced from 3 exons.